Messenger RNA from Trachymyrmex cornetzi, 893 nucleotides. RefSeq lists its product as uncharacterized. The coding region runs from base 22 to 891 and encodes 289 amino acids. The record is from RefSeq and is a predicted model, not a curated record. The transcript is spliced from 4 exons. NCBI's taxonomy places the organism in Eukaryota, Metazoa, Arthropoda, Insecta, Hymenoptera, Formicidae.
GUAAAACAUUUUUCAUCCUCAAUGGCACAUUUUCGGUCCAAACUCCAAAUUUUCAGUUUACUCUCAUUAAACAAGAAUAAAUAUAACCCCUUCUUGUGGCAACAAUCGUGGCAUUAUGCCAAGUCUGUCUGUUCAAAGAAAAACAGUUUGAAAGAAAAUAUUAUUGAGGGUUGUAACAGACGAUCAAUAUCAACUCUAUCAAAGACACCUGAGCAUUAUGGAGUAAGGAAAAAAAUAUGUUUUUUGAAUAUUCAAAGAGCAUCAUCAUCGACACAGAAGAAACUUGCAGAACGGAAAUUGUCCCUUUGGGAAUAUGUGUUUGGUCCUAAGAAAUCCUCAAAGAAUUCUUGUGCUCGCCAGUUGACUAAUUGUCAAGAACAGCCGCGUUCCAAGAAUUUGCGUUAUCAAAUGGCACCUAGGAAUGUGAUCUACAUCGAUCUGAUUAAAUUGAAAAAUACAAGAUUUACAAAAUCGCAGCCUAAGCCUCCACCCUCGUACAAACCGCCCAGAGCUGUUUUGCUGAACAAGGCGAUGGUAGAAGGUUUCCCUGAGGACGAUAAAACUUGCGAGGGUAAGAUGGUUACACCUACAACGCCCAGAAAACCAUACGAAGAAAUGAAGCCGAAUUCAAAUAGUUUAAAUGCCAAGAGAACCACCGAUCAGCAUCAAAAGAACAUUAGAUCAAAGAACACUAAAUCAUAUCCUCCAAUCUUUGAGAAAUCUCGAAUGUCGAUGAUACUAAUAUCAGAUUCGGCGGAAGCUCGCGAUAUUACAGCGAAGAUAUUGCGUCAGGCGAUGGCACAGGAAGAGCCACGAAUGCAUUCAAGAAUUAAGCAACUCAAAAUUUUAAUGAAAGAGAUGUCCAAGUCCCAUAACAUGCGUCACAAAUAGAU